Copidosoma floridanum is the source of this 565-nucleotide messenger RNA. Its product is annotated as vacuolar ATPase assembly integral membrane protein VMA21 homolog. The record is from RefSeq and is a predicted model, not a curated record. Gene Ontology annotation, biological process: vacuolar proton-transporting V-type ATPase complex assembly. Lineage: Eukaryota; Metazoa; Arthropoda; Insecta; Hymenoptera; Encyrtidae. Gene Ontology annotation, cellular component: endoplasmic reticulum membrane.
GGGGGUGUCUCGUGACUUGACGCUUUGAAAGAUCAAUCAUGAGAAAUUUGACAAUCAAUACUUAACAAAAGUAAUAUUUUUCAUUACAACUUAAGCUUGAGUCUAAAAUUUUUGAUUUCAUGCUCAUCAAGUGUUUUUCUCGCCGUGCGUAGAAAAGACUCAGACAAGUUCAUUCGUUUUUGGUUAUGUGAUUGUUGCUAUUCGGCAACUAUUUAUAUUCAACAAUAAAUAAAAAUGACUUCGCGAAAAGAAUCAACUGAACUGCAAGUGUUCAAAACAGUCCUUAUUCAUUGUAUAAUAAUCAUUGCAUGUCCUGUGUUAUCAUUUUUUGGAAGCAAAGUUUUUAUUUUUGAUGGUUUGUUGAACCUGAGCGCCGUAUCAAGCAAUGUUUAUGCCGCUCUCACGGCAGUUAUAGUGCUUCACGUUGCUCUUGGAAUGUUUAUAUACAGAGCAUACUUUGACUCACCAACCAAGGCGCCUUGGAAGGCAGAUUAAUCGUCUUUUUUUUACAUGCAUUUGAAUAAGAUAACUAAUAUAUAUUAUUAAAGAAAUAAUGGAAAAAAUA